Scatophagus argus is the source of this 4383-nucleotide messenger RNA. RefSeq names its product sialoadhesin-like. Lineage: Eukaryota; Metazoa; Chordata; Actinopteri; Scatophagidae. The record is from RefSeq and is a predicted model, not a curated record.
UUAAAGUACAAAACUAGGCUCAACACAAAUGUGUGACUUUUUAAAAGUAUUUUUGAUGAAAAAGGACAUUUCACUGGCACACCCACAUGUGUUUUUGCGACUUCCUCAUCUUUGAGUCAACUCCUGAGGCUGAUUAAAAAAGCAGCACAAACUCUGAGGGAACUUCACUUCUCUGUUCAUCUCUCAUCCGUCUGCUCGAAAGACCGAAAGAAAACACUUCCUGCCUCACACGACUCACAAAGAUGGCUGCAGCUCUGACUCUCCUUUUCAUCGGCUGUCUGCUGCAAGAUGUCAUGUGUGGAGACCCUACAGAGAAGGUCAUUAUGCCACAGGCUAUCGAGGCUCUGAGGGGAUCCUGUGUGACCAUACCCUGCUCCUUUGAAGUACGGACAACAUUUAAUGUCCAUUUAGAUCAAACAUGUGAAGCAUUGUGGAAAAAUGAGGCAAACACUGUUGUGUUUGACAGCCGUAAUCCACAAAGUUCUACAAUAAAAGGAAAUUUCACAGGAAACUUAAUAAAUAAAGACUGCACAACAACUCUGAACAACAUGAAACCUGCAUACAACAACAAAUAUCACCUCAGAGUGGAAUGUGCCAAUACCCUGAAACAUAACAUGAUUGACCAAAAAUUGCAAAUUUCAGUGAGAGAUGAUCCUCCCACACCGACUCUGACUCCACCCACAGUGAGGUGGGUGGAGGGAACCUCAGUGAGUGUGAGGUGUUCUGCUCCAGCUCCCUGUCUGUCUCUUCCUCCAGCUCUCACAUGGACCCCCCACCUGGGUGACAGUCAUGAGACACUGCAGGAGAAUCAGGACAAAACUAAAGUCAAAAUCUCCACUCUGACCUUCACUGCAUCUCACCUCCAUCACAGACAGAACAUCUCCUGUACUGCCGUGUACACAAAACAAGAUGGCAGCACUGAGUCAUCUGCUACUACAAGUUUCACAGCUGAUAUUUCAUUUGCUCCACAGAUCCUGCCCUCAUCUUAUUGCAAUAAAACUGCAGAGCAGCUCAACUGUUCCUGUGAGACUGUGGGAAAUCCUUCUCCCACAUCACAGUGGUAUUUGGAUGGGUUGCCUGUCAAUCACUCUGACAAGUUUGCAAUCAGCAGUGAGUCUGUAAAAGACACGAGUGUGAGGAGCAUCAUCUCUGUGAAUCGACCACAGUGGAAGGGUCUUUCCACCUUGUCCUGCCUCAGCUCCAACUCUCAGGGAUCUGUCAGUCAACCUUUUUAUGUCUACGUCCUUGAGCCUCAAACAUCUGCAGAAAGUCACGAUGUCAUGUGUGGAGACCCUACAGAGAAGGUCAUUAUGCCACAGGCUAUCGAGGCUCUGAGGGGAUCCUGUGUGACCAUACCCUGCUCCUUUGAAGUACGGAGAGCAUUUAAUGUCCAUUUAGAUCAAACAUGUAAAGCAUUGUGGAAAACCGAUAAAAACACUGUUGUGUUUAACAGCAGUAAUCCACAAAGUUCUACAAUUAAAGGACAUUUCACAGGAAACUUAAUAAAUAAAGAUUGCACAACAACUCUGAACAACAUGCAACCUGCAUACAACAACAAAUAUUUCUUCAGAGUGGAAUGUGAAAACCCUGAAACAUGACAUGAUGACCAAAAAUUGCAAAUUUCAGUGAGAGAUGAUCCUCCCACACCGACUCUGACUCCACCCACAGUGAGGUGGGUGGAGGGAACCUCAGUGAGUGUGAGGUGUUCUGCUCCAGCUCCCUGUCUGUCUCUUCCUCCAGCUCUCACAUGGACCCCCCACCUGGGUGACAGUCAUGAGACACUGCAGGACAAUCAGGACAAAACUAAAGUCAAAAUCUCCACUCUGACCUUCACUGCAUCUCACCUCCAUCACAGACAGAACAUCUCCUGUACUGCCGUGUACACAAAACAAGAUGGCAGCACUGAGUCAUCUGCUACUACAAGUUUAACAGCUGAUAUUUCAUAUUCACCCAAACACACCUCAGUGUCAGUCAGUCCCUCUGGUCCAGUACCAGAAGACAGUACUGUGACUCUGACAUGCAGUACUACUGCUAACCCAGCAGUAGUGAACUACACCUGGUACAGAACUGAUGGAGGCCAGGAGACUUUUAUUGGGACUGGACAUGUUUUAAGCAUUAGAGCUUCUGAAGUCAGAGGUCCUUUUUUCUGCAAGGCUGAAAAUAAUGUUGGAGCUGGACGAUCCAACAUCAGUCACAUCGAUGUUCAAUAUUCACCCAAACACACCUCAGUGUCAGUCAGUCCCUCUGGUCCAGUACCAGAAGACAGUACUGUGACUCUGACAUGCAGGACUACUGCUAACCCAGCAGUAGUGAACUACACCUGGUACAGAACUGAUGGAGGCCAGGAGACUUUUAUUGGGACUGGACAUGUUUUAAGCAUUAGAGCUUCUAAAGUCAGAAGUUCUUUUUUCUGCAAGGCUGAAAAUAAUGUUGGAGCUGGACGAUCCAACAUCAACCACAUCGAUGUUCAAUAUUCACCCAAACACACCUCAGUGUCAGUCAGUCCCUCUGGUCCAGUACCAGAAGACAGUACUGUGACUCUGACAUGCAGUACUACUGCUAAUCCAGCAGUAGUGAACUACACCUGGUACAGAACUGAUGGAGGCCAGGAGACUUUUAUUGGGACUGGACAUGUUUUAAACAUUACAGCUUCUAAAGUCAGAGGUCCUUUUUUCUGCAAGGCUGAAAAUAAUGUUGGAGCUGGACGAUCCAACAUCAGUCACAUCGAUGUUCAAUAUUCACCCAAACACACCUCAGUGUCAGUCAGUCCCUCUGGUCCAGUACCAGAAGACAGUACUGUGACUCUGACAUGCAGUACUACUGCUAACCCAGCAGUAGUGAACUACACCUGGUACAGAACUGAUGGAGGCCAGGAGACUUUUAUUGGGACUGGACAUGUUUUAAGCAUUACAGCUUCUAAAGUCAGAAGUUCUUUUUUCUGCAAGGCUGAAAAUAAUGUUGGAGCUGGACGAUCCAACAUCAGUCACAUCGAUGUUCAAUAUUCACCCAAACACACCUCAGUGUCAGUCAGUCCCUCUGGUCCAGUACCAAAAAACAGUACUGUGACUCUGACAUGCAGUACUACUGCUAACCCAGCAGUAGUGAACUACACCUGGUGCAGAACUGAUGGAGGCCAAGAGACUUUUAUUGGGACUGGACAUGUUUUAAGCAUUAGAGCUUCUGAAGUCAGAGGUCCUUUUUUCUGCAAGGCUGAAAAUAAUGUUGGAGUUGGACGAUCCAACAUCAGUCACAUCGAUGUUCAAUAUUCACCCAAACACACCUCAGUGUCAGUCAGUCCCUCUGGUCCAGUACCAGACAGUACUGUGACUCUGACAUGCAGUACUACUGCUAACCCAGCAGUAGUGAACUACACCUGGUACAGAACUGAUGGAGGCCAGGAGACUUUUAUUGGGACUGGACAUGUUUUAAGCAUUACAGCUUCUAAAGUCAGAGGUCCUUUUUUCUGCAAGACUGAAAAUAAUGUUGGAGCUGGACGAUCCAACAUCAGUCACAUCGAUGUUCAAUUUGCUCCACAGAUCCUGCCCUCAUCUUAUUGCAAUAAGACUGCAGAGCAGCUCAACUGUUCCUGUGAGACUGUGGGAAAUCCUUCUCCCACAUCACAGUGGUAUUUGGAUGGGUUGCCUGUCAAUCACUCUGACAAGUUUGCAAUCAGCAGUGAGUCUGUAAAAGACACGAGUGUGAGGAGCAUCAUCUCUGUGAAUCGACCACAGUGGAAGGGUCUUUCCACCUUGUCCUGCCUCAGCUCCAACUCUCAGGGAUCUGUCAGUCAACCUUUUUAUGUCUACGUCCUUGAGCCUCAAACAUCUGCAGACAGUCACGACAAAGUAACCUUGUAUGCCUUCAUCACCAUAGUUGCUGCACUGCUUGUAUUAGUAUGUGCUCUGCUCUUAGUUAUCAGGUCUCAGAGGAUUCACCACAACCUUCCUCAGAACACAGUUGCUAUGAACCAACUUCUUACAAGUGGAGAGGGAAAUGAGAUACCCAAUGCAACAGAAGAGGACAUUUAUGCCAACGUCCAAAGACAGGACGAUGUCGCCUACUGUGCCUCUAUCUCUGAAGUGAACAGCCCCAACUUCCCCAGCUCCGGGCCAAACAAUGUAGAAGGAGUCAAUACAAGCUCAGAGAAGAAGGAGGAGGGCAGUGGUGUGAUUUACUCUGGUGUGAACUGGAAAAGCAAGAGCAAGAGGAGGAAGGAAGAAGUUGCUGGGGACAUGGAUCAGCCUGGUAGCUCCUACCUUGCGGAGGAAAGGUGCAUGACACGGACACGGACAUUUAGAUGAACUGAAUUGUGUUCUUUUGGUUUAAGUUCUCAGUUUGUUUGUUUUAUUGAAUAUCUCAAUAUAUUCUUGUCAUAUAUAUAUA